Messenger RNA from Leopardus geoffroyi (Geoffroy's cat), 5674 nucleotides. Its product is annotated as KIAA1586 ortholog. Gene Ontology annotation, biological process: protein sumoylation. The transcript has 4 exons. NCBI's taxonomy places the organism in Eukaryota, Metazoa, Chordata, Mammalia, Carnivora, Felidae. Gene Ontology annotation, molecular function: SUMO ligase activity. Bases 460 to 2823 code for a protein of 787 amino acids. The record is from RefSeq and is a predicted model, not a curated record.
GAGAAGAAAAAAAUUAAAAAGUAGAAGAAAGGUGGGGAGAGGGAGACAGAUUAAGAAAGAAAAGCCAUCUAUUAAUACUACUUUGGUACCGUAAAAGCCUAGAGGAACGCAACCGCCACAUCUCAGAGUUCCUUUCCACUUUUCAAAUAUACGCGGGACGGUCUCGGGCGGCACUAGAACUACAACUCCCAGGUUCCUGCGCGGCGCGGAGAAGGCAGGCCGGGACUGUGCGAAAGAGACUCCGGGGGAUAGCGGGCCAGAGCCGGCCGCUCCUCCUUUUAAAGCGGUUUCGCACCACUUUCCGCCCGCGGCGUCGGUGGCGUCGAUGGCGGCGGCGGCGGCGGCGCCGUCCACGCACGGGCGGGUAACGGCGGCGCGAAGCGGUGCUGGGCGGGAAGGGAAGUCGUGGCGGCGGCGAUCGCAGCAGCGGUGGUGCUGUCAGUUAGGCCUUCGGAGAUAAUGGGAGACCCGGGGUCGGAGAUAAUAGAAUCUGUCCCUCCAGCUGGGCCCGAGGCAUCUGAGUCAACAACGGAUGAAAAUGAAGAUGACAUUCAGUUUGUUAGUGAAGGACCAUCAAAACCUGUUCUUGAAUACAUUGAUCUGGUCUGUGGUGAUGAUGAAGAGUCUAGCAUCUAUCAUAGUGAUAUUCUGUUCCCUAAAAUGCCAAAACGACAGGGAGAUUUUUUGCAUUUUUUAAAUGUGAAGAAGGUGAAAACAGACACAGAAAGAAAUGAUAACAGAAAUCAUUGUGGACUGUCUAAGUCAGAGGAAUCAAAUUUCAAAUAUGUUGAAAAACCAGUCAUUGAAGAAAAUCCAUCAUGUUCAUCAAAGGAAGAAACAGAUAAUCUUGUGCUUCCAGAUUGUUGGAAUGAAAAACAAGCAUUUAUGUUUACAGAACAGUACAAAUGGCUUGAAAUAAAAGAAGGUAAAUUAGGAUGUAAGGAUUGUUCAACAGUUCGGCAUUUGGGAUCAAAAGCAGAAAAGCAUGUCCAUGUGUCCAAGGAAUGGAUUGCAUAUUUAGUAACCCCUAAUGGCAGUAAUAAAACUACUAGACAAGCUUCUCUGCGGAAAAAAAUUAGGGAACACGAUGUUUCUAAAGCCCAUGGUAAAAUUCAGGAUCUGUUGAAGGAAUCCGUUAAUGACUCAAUUUCUAAUUUAGUGCAUAAAAAAAAAAAUAAAAAUAUUGAUGCUACCAUAAAAGUUUUCAAUACAGUUUAUAGUUUAGUAAAACAUAAUAGACCUUUGUCUGAUAUUGAGGGGGCAAUAGAAUUACAAGAGAAAAAUGGAGAGGUCAGCUGUUUAAAUACACGAUACAGUGCAAGAAGAAUAGCAGAACAUAUUGCAAAAGAAAUUAAAAUGAAGAUAUUUAAGAAUAUGAUAGAAGAGAAUGCCAAAAUCUGCAUCAUAAUUGAUGAGGCAUCUACAGUUUCAAAGAAAAGCACUCUAGUGAUUUAUCUCCAAUGCACAGUUCAGUCGGCUCCCGCACCAGUUAUGUUGUUCGUUGCUUUAAAAGAAUUGGUCUCCGCCACAGCAGAGUUUAUUGUCAAUACGUUAUUGAAUACUUUAAAUGAUUGUGGGUUUACUAAUGAAUAUUUGAAAGCAAAUUUAAUUGCAUUUUGUUCUGAUGGUGCUAAUACAAUGCUGGGAAGAAAGUCUGGAGUAGCUACAAAGUUGUUAGAAUAUUUUCCUAAAAUCAUUAUUUGGAACUGUUUAAAUUAUCGAUUACAGUUGUCACUUGAUGAUUCAAUAUCUGAAAUAAAACAAGUUAAUCAUUUUAAACUAUUUCUUGAUAAAAUUUAUUCCAUUUAUCACCAGUCUAAUAAAAAUCAAAACAAGCUUUUAGAAAAUGUAGCUAAAGAUCUUGAAAUUGAAAUUGUUAAAAUUGGCCGGGUAAUGGGACCAAGAUGGACAGCAUGUAGUUUACAAGCUACUACUGCUGUAUGGCAUGCAUAUCCUGUAUUAUAUAUGCAUUUUUCUCAUUCUUGUUCUGGUUUGGCAAAGAGAUUAUCUAACAUUAAUUUCUUACAAGACCUUGCUUUAAUGAUUGACAUUCUUGAAGAAUUUUCACUACUUUCAACUGCAUUACAGUCAAGAUCAACUAACAUUCACAAAGCACAAAAAUUGAUCAAACGCACCAUAAGAGCUUUGGAAAAUUUAAAAAUCAGUACUGGAAAGCAUGAGUCUCAAAUUGAGGGUUUGAUUAAGUCAGAUAAGUUUAAAGAUAUUCCAUUUAAUAAAAACAAUGAAUUUAAUGCUCUUCCAAGGAGUAUGUUACUAGAAAAUAUAAUUGAACACAUGCAUUUACGUCUUUUAUCUGACAGAAACCAUGACGAAAGUAUUUUUAAUUAUUUUGACUUGCUAGAACCUUCUACAUGGCCUUAUGAAGAAAUAACUUCACCAUGGAUAGCUGGUGAAAAAAAAUUAUUUCAUCUAUGUGAAAUUUUAAAAUACGAAAUUGAUUUGAAUGAUUUUCGAGAAUUUGUACAUGAUAAUAUAAAAUCAAACAAUGUUUCAAUUCCUAUAGCUAUACAAAAAGCUAAAAAGAUAGUUAACACUAUUGCAAUCAAUAAUGCUGAAGCUGAAAGAGGUUUCAAUUUAAUGAAUAUAAUUUGUACAAGGGUGAGAAAUAGCUUAACAGUAGAUCACAUAUCAGAUUUAAUGACAAUAAAUUUAUUGGGGAAGGAGUUAGCAGAUUGGGAUGCAACUCCAUUUGUAACGUCCUGGUCAAAUUGUAACCAUAGGUUGGCUACAGAUAAAAGAGUUAGGCAAAAAUCAGCUAAAGCCUUCUGUGAGAAUCAGUUGGCUAUAUGGAACUUACAAUAAAGGGUAUUGUAUAUGUUUUUAUCAUUUGUAAAUUGUGUGCUAUGCAUCUCUUAUACAUAAAAAAUUCUUUGAAAGUCAAUUGUUAAACUUUUAUUAACAUGUUUAAAAGGCAUUCUCCAAAAAGCUAAAGUUGAUUGUUUUUAGGAGUUACAUAGUUAGAGAUUAGCCCACGUCUGCUAGAGGGCCAUGAUAUAUAUUCUGUACAGAACACCCAGCCAUUUCCACUUUUGCUGUCUUACUUUUUACUUAAGAUGCAAAAGAAUAACAACCCAGUCAAGUUCUAAGCCCUAGAAAUAAUAUGGAUGCAAAAUGAAAUAAAAAUUGCAAACCUUUUGGCUCUUUCUCAUUUCUGUAUCUGUGCUAAUACAGUAAUCUCUAGCACGUGUGGCUAUUAAGCACUUGAAAUGAGCUCAGUAGGACUAAGCAAAUUUUUAAUUUCAAUUAAAUAUAAAAAAGUGUAAAAUAUUUUAAAAACUCAACUUUUAGAAAUACAUUUGUUACCUUGCUUAUGAUUCUUGUAGCGUGCCUGUCAGACUCAUGUGUCAUGUCUAGUAUUACAUAAAAACACAUCACUGAAUUGGUGUCAACAGAUUCAGUGCACAUAACUUUUUUUCUAUGAAUUGAUAUAACAUAGCAUUUUUAUCUGAGUAUUUUAUAUAGACAACAGGAACUAGUGAUACUUAUAUAAAUCAUACUGGUAAUUAGAUUGAAAUACCUAUUUUAAUUGUAAUUAUUUUUCUAGUUUAGACAUGAAUAUGAACACAUUUUUAAAUUUAAAAUGAAGGCAUACUGAAAAAGAAGUAGAGAUGCAGAAGCUAGUACUACAACUGGAACAGUAAACAAGAUGGAAGAAGGUACGUUACAGAUUUCAUGAUGAAAGGUAAUUGCAGUGGCUGUGGGCAGAGGAAAACAAGCUGUUACUUAACAAAGACAGUAGACUGGGUAAUAUUGAGACUGUUUCAGCAAAUGCAGAAUGACUGAAUGAAAUCUUUCAAAGUCAAAAAAGAAUUGAAAUUUAGCUACUUGAAAUCAGAAUUAAAUGUUGAACAAAAAAUUUUUUUAUCAAUUUUUAAACGAGUUGAGCUUGUAAGUUUGGCUAGCUAUAAAACAGCUUAAAUUUUUACAUGAAAUAGAACUGGUUUUAGAUGGAUAGAUAGUGAAAUAUUUAGUAAUAGAAAGUGUUAGAAAAUUAUGAGGUAAAGCCUAAAAAAUGUUUUAUUAGGAAAGUGCAGAGUCCUUAGUUAAGUAACCAAACUUGUGUAUAGAAUACGAGACCUUUCUUACAUAUAAAAGAUAAAUUGAUUUAAAAUCUGAAAAAUUCCUUUUUUUUGGAUGAGUUAUGUAAUAGAUGCAACUCAGGUGAAACUUGGAGUGCAUUUUGUCUUACAGGACUUAAACGUUUAUGAAGCAAUAGUUUGAAUUUGUGGCCUAAAAAAAUGACCCUUGUGUAGCUUUUUGUUUUGUUUUGUUUUGUUUUUAAGCUCUGUGCCCAAUGUGGGGCUUGAAUUCACAAUCUCAAGAUCAAGAGUUGCUUCCUCUAUUGACUGAGCCAGCCAGGUGCCCCUGUGUAGCUAUUUUUUAAUCUUUUACAUUUGUCACAGGAGUUUCAACUAGAUGAGAAAAAAAUUACUUCUAUCACAGUAAAUGGUACUCCAGCCAGGUUAGGUAAAAUGUCAUACUUUAUUGAAAUUUUUAGAUGAGACAUUUCCCUUAUUGUUCAUUCUACCUAUAUGAUACAUUUUGAAGAUAGUUGUCAAUUUUCUGAAAUGGUCUCCAUGAAAGGUGUCAUGGAUACAGUUAAAUAUUCAUUGUAUGAGUGCAAACACUAUGAAUCAACAUCAGCUUAAAGGAUUGCUGAAAGAAUUAGAAGAAUGAAUUUAGUGAUCUUAUGUACUCUGCCAGUUGGUUGAAUUGUGGAAGUAAAAACUUACUGUAAUGUUAACACUAGUUCAGGAUUGUCUUUAACAACAAAAAAAUGCUAGCCAAAUAUUUAAUACUUAAAAAGAGAAAAUGGUGGAGGCACCUGACUGGCUCAGUUGGCAGAGCAUGUGACUCUUGAUCGGGGGGUCAUGGAUUCAAGCCCCAUGUUAGACAACUUACUUUAAAAAAAAGUUAAAAGAAAAAAGAGUAAAUGGUGGUUUUCUCCCCAUUGAAUCUAAAUUAGAUCUCCCCAGUGAUCUAAAUUUGAAGCUGCAAGGAAAAGAAAAAGCCUAUUUGUGUCCUACUUAGACAAGCACUAAAAUUUAUUUUGAAAUAGAAACUUUUAAAAAUAAAUAUAAAUAAUUCCACACAUUUUUCUAAUAUGAGUCCGUAUGCACAAACUUUUAACUGUAUUUGACAUUGUUAUGUAAUUUACUAUGUAAACUGUAAGAAAAUUUGAAAAAUGUUUUAUUUAUUGAUUAAUUUGCUUUUAAAUUUAUUCCAUAAUUCUGAAUUCGAUGUUAACAGUACUGAGCUGACCCAAAAUUAAUCGAAUUUACUUAGACAAAUACAGUCUUCAAAUUGGUAUGCUUUUGCUCUGAAGGCAAAUCAAUUCUUUUUAAAAAGAUGAAUGGGAUUUUUUUCAUUAUGGAUGUAAUUAUUUUCUUGGAAAAUAUUAUUUUCUUUCAGUUAUUAGAAAACUGGAAUAAUUUGAGUAUAUGAAUCUAUUUUUCAACUAAAUUUUAUGAAAUUUAUAUAUAAAUUAAGUAUUUGUGAUAAAAAAAGGCAUUCAGAUUCACAGAUGUGCUUUACAUGUAAAAUACACAUCAGAUUUUAAGGACUUAGCAUGUAUAAUAUCACAUUAAUAAUUAUUGGUAAUAUGUUGAAAAAUAUUUUGGUUAUAUUGAGGUAAAUAAAAUAUUAAAAUUAA